UUCCAACUUAAAAUUCGGUAGUAAAUUGAAAUUUAACGGAUAAAUCUUGGAUUUUCCGUUGCCCCUUUGAAACUUCGAACCCUCAAAACUUUCCCUCUCAGAAGCGCUGCAACUCAAUCGCACAUAACGGAUUCUCAUGGGCGUAAAGAACUUGUGGGAUAUACUAGAAUCCUGCAAGAAAACUCUUCCGCUUCACCACCUCCAGAACAAGAGAGUAUGCAUAGAUCUCUCUUGUUGGAUGGUUCAACUUCAGAACGUCAACAAAUCACGCUGUGCAAUCAAGGAGAAGGUCUACCUCAGAGGCCUCUUUCACCGACUCAGGGCUCUCAUCGCUUUGAACUGUAGCCUUAUCUUCGUCGCUGAUGGAUCAGUUCCUGCUAUCAAAGUAUCUACAUACAGACGCCGAUUGAAUUCAGGAUGUGAAGUUGCUCAGGAUGAAACAAAUGCUCAAAAUUUGGCUUCGCUUCGAAGAAAUAUGGGAUCUGAGUUCUCAUGCAUGAUUAGAGAAGCAAAAAUCCUUGGAUUAGCACUUGGGAUCCCUUGUUUAGAUGGGAUUGAGGAAGCUGAAGCACAAUGUGCAUUGUUAAACUCAGAAUCAUUAUGUGAUGGUUGUUUCACUUCAGAUUCAGAUGUUUUCCUCUUUGGCGCAAGGACUGUUUUUAGAGACAUUUGCCUUGGAGAAGGAGGUCAUAUCGUUUGUUAUGAAAUGGAAGACAUAGAGGAAAGACUUGGGUUUGGAAGAAACUCAUUGAUUACUCUAGCCCUUCUUCUUGGUAGCGAUUAUUCUCGGGGAGUUCACGGCUGCGGCCCAGAGUCAGCUUGUCAUAUUGUUAAAUCAAUUGGAGACAAUGUUGUCCUUCAACAAGUUGCAUCAGAGGGAAUGUCCUUUGCAAAGAAGCCAAAAGGUCAACGAAAACAUGCACAGCCUAAUGCAGAUGGAAGUGAUCAUAUCUCACAAAAGGGAUCUCAGUUUUUGCAAGUGAUUGAUGCAUAUGUGAAUCCCAAGUGCCACUCGGCAGAUUCUGAUGCGGUUCAUAGGGCUCUUGUACAACACCCUUUUCAACGUACCAAACUUCAGCAGAUAUGUGACCAGUUCUUUGGGUGGCCACCUAAGAAGACAGAUGAAUACAUCCUUCCUAAGAUUGCCGAAAGAGAUUUAAGGCGAUUUGCCAAUUUGCGUGCAACUUCAUCAGGGUUAGGAGUUAAGCUUCCACUAGACAAGACGCCAGUUGAGUGUCCCGUUUCAGAAAUUGUGAAACACAGAAAAGUUCAGGGUAGAGAAUCCUUUGAGGUGUUGUGGAAAGAGUUGGAUGGACUGGCAACCUCUAUAGUUCCAGCAGAUCUUGUAGAGAGUGCUUGCCCUGAAAAGAUUGUGGAUUUUGAGGAAAAAAGAGCUCUAGGGAAGAAACAAAACCGUUGCAAACCAAGACGAAAUAAAUCAGAACUAAGAUCGGUUGCUGAUAUUGAGUUUAAACUUGAAAGUCUGUUGCUUGACAUCGAAUUGGGAAGCAAUACUGCUUGUAGUUUGCCAUUUCCCUGCAGAGCACUUGUACCAGGAAGCAAGACCUCUGUUGUAGAAGUUGAUUAUAUGAAGAAAGAUCUUCCACUUGAUGCAAAUUCAGAGAUAAAUACCUAUUACAAUCCUAGCAUCCCUUGUUUUCGAACUGUUUCAAAUACCGACAGAAGUGAGGUCAUUGAUCUCUCGAGUCCCUCGCCACUGAUGCAUUUCCGAACUACUUCCAGGCCUGAACAAAAGAGGAGUCAAACCGUUAAUGUGAUAGACUUGAGUGAUUCAGAAGCAGACAUGUCCCCUGAACAUGAGAGGAAGGCUAGAGAGCUUAGAUUGUUCCUAGCCAGCUUGAAGGAUGGCAUCCCUUAGUUUACCUUCAUAGAAACUACGUCAAAAGAUGCUUGUGAUGUAUUUAUUGUUGUAAAUUGUAACGUGCCACUAUGUUGUAACUCUCUCCUGCUGCUUGUUCAGCUGCUGCGUUCAUCAACAUCUAUGACAAGGAUAGGGAAUCAAGAACUCUAUUUUUUUU
Molecule: messenger RNA, 2039 nt
Organism: Tripterygium wilfordii
Lineage: Eukaryota; Viridiplantae; Streptophyta; Magnoliopsida; Celastrales; Celastraceae
Product: single-strand DNA endonuclease 1
Exons: 14
Coding region: 137-1879 (580 amino acids)
Molecular function (GO): 5'-flap endonuclease activity; DNA binding
Source: RefSeq, a predicted model, not a curated record